CGUUAUCCAUGCUUGGAGCUUAAUAAACAGUACUCUCUUUUUUUUAUUUGUACCACACAAAAAAAUAGUUGUUAAAAAAUGGCCAUUGAAAAAUCUAAAAUAGCCAUUGGAUUUAUAGUGGCAGGCAUUCUGAUGCUGCUGUUUGGGAUAAUUACAGCAAUUAUUGGGCCGACAGUUAUGAAGAACGAGGUAGAAAAGAACACCAUCAUUGAUCCAAAGAAUGACCUCUCCUACACCAUGUGGAGGGACCUCCCGGUGCCCUUCUUCAUGUCCGUCUACUUUUUUCACGUCCUCAAUCCUGAAGAGAUCCUGAAAGGAGAGAAGCCCAUGGUGGAGCAGAGAGGACCUUAUGUGUACAGAAAACAGUGUCAGAAGGAGAACAUCACGUUUCACCCCAACAGCACAGUGUCCUACAAAGAAUACAGACAAUACUUCUUUGAGCCCUCCAUGUCUGUAGGGAACGAGUCGGAUGUCAUCACCAUCCCCAACAUGUUGGUGCUGGGUGCAGCGGUGAUGCUGGAGGACAUGCCCUACGCCGUGCGGCUGCUGAUCAGUGCCACCUUCAAGACUUUCAAAGAAGGGCCCUUCCUGACCAAGACGGUGGGAGAACUGAUGUGGGGCUACGACAGCGAUCUGGUCGCGUUCCUCAACAAAUACCUGCCGGGGAUGCUGCCAGCGAGUGGAAAGUUUGGCCUUUUUUCAGAGUUUAAUAACUCAAACACUGGAUUAUUCACAAUCCACACUGGGAGAGAUGACAUCACAAAGGUCCACAAAGUUGAUUCCUGGAAUGGAUUAACUGAGCUGAAAUACUGGAAGACGCCUCAGUGUAACAUGAUCAACGGGACAGCCGGGCAGCUGUGGCCACCUUUCAUGACUAAAGAGAGCACUUUAAAUUUCUACAGCCCGGACGCCUGCAGAUCUUUGGAGCUUGUUUAUCAGCGGUCUGGGGAGAUGCAAGGCAUCCCUCUAUAUCGAUUUGUUGCACCUAACACCAUGUUUGCUAACGGGACAGAUUACCCUCCAAAUGAAGGCUUCUGCCCCUGCAGGCAGUCUGGCUUGCUAAAUGUCAGCAGCUGCCGCCACAACUCCCCCGUCUUCAUCUCUCAUCCUCACUUCUUCAAUGCCGAUCCUGCACUGCUGGACUACGUGUUGGGUCUCAGCCCUACCGAAGAGGAGCAUGGCCUUUUCAUUGACAUUCAUCCACUCACAGGCGUCCCCCUGAACGUGUCCAUCCGCCUGCAGCUCAACCUCUACAUGAAGAGAGUAUCAGGAAUCACAGAAACAGGCAAGAUUUCAGAGGUGGUGAUGCCCAUGCUGUGGUUUGAGGAGAAUGGGUACAUCGAUGGGCCGAUCCUCUCUACGUUUAAAACCCAGCUGGUUAUUCUGCCUGCUGUCAUGGAGUACAUGCAGUACAUCUUCAUAGCCCUCGGCCUGCUAACCAUUGUAGUGGCUGUCUUUGUUUUCUACAAGGUCAAGGGAAAGACUAGUGAAGGUGCCACUGUACCAAGGGAAAUCACGAGCACUUCAACUGGAGAACGAACCCCUCUGCUACAAGUCAAGAAACACUGAUGAACUCCCAGAAAAAGGACCCAGCUUGUAUCGUGUCCUGAGACACGGACUCAGGAUAUGGAACAAGAUGCCAAAAGCCAUGCUAUAUUGGAAAGUUUACAAAACACUCAGCCAAAGAUGCGACUGUUGGCAGAGUGAACGGUCUUACACAUUUUAAACAUGCUGUUUUUUUUCUCUCUCACUGGUCAUCUCAGCUAUGCUGGACUAUUUUAGAUUUUUAUGACUUCUUCUGCUACAGCAGUGGAUUAUAAACUGCUGUGGAUAAAUGAUUUGGUUUUGACCACAAGGGAACUCGUUUUAUUUUCAGCCAGAUGUUUAGUGUUUUAAACACUGAUGGGCUUUUAUUAUUGAAGAGAAUAGAAAUAGAAAUGUCCUUUAUUGUCCCACAGUGGGGAAAUUUCAGGAAAUUCAUCAUGGGAAUUUGUUUAGUCCAGUUUAUUUCCAAGUUGUUGUAUUUUUCUAUGCACUGAGGAUUCUUAUUAGAAAGUGAGCUUGUUUUUAACCCUUACCACAGUUUUGCACAUCCAGAUGUGACAAUCAGCUGAGAGGAGGACACACACUCCUUAUUUACUACAUACGUCUUUUAUAAGAGUUUAAAUGUGUUUGUUCAACAUGAUGUGGAUAAAGCUGUUAGCGGUUCAGCUGACAUUGCUUGUUCAAAAUUGUUUAAAUGAAGAGAAUCGUAUUAUGGAAAGAAUUGCACUGAUGAUUGAUAUUAGUUUUGACUGACAGUGUCCAAGAUUUUCACUCCUCCUAAACUUCUUUUCUCAUUUUCAGUGGAUGUCAACUUCUAAUGUCUUUUUUUUCCCAUUUGUGGAAGGUUGAAAUGUGAAUAAACUAAUCUUUAAGAAAUACAUUGUAGAAUUUAUUCUUUGAAGAAAAACAGACAUUUUAACUUUAAGGUGAAUACAAGCCUUUCAGCAGAAAAAUUCAGUUUUUCAAAGAUUACUUUCAACCAAAAUCCUUCAACCAUUUUGAUUGGUUUAAAAAAAAAAGAGCAUCUCAAAGCGAUCCUUCGAAGUCCAAGAAAAUGAGGAGACCGGAAGAGUUUUGGCUGUGGAUUCAAACAGGUCUACCCUUCGACGGGUUUUACCACCGUAGGCUAUGUUGCUUAGCAACCAAAUGACUUGUACAGCGCUUUGAUCUUAGCUUUGGCUGACUGAAAGCGCUUUAUAAAUAAAGUUGAGUUGAGUUGAGUUGAGCAACCGUGACAGUUGACAUACAAAGCAGGAAAAGAAUGAAUACCGAAGUUUU
Cyprinodon variegatus (sheepshead minnow) is the source of this 2823-nucleotide messenger RNA. RefSeq names its product scavenger receptor class B member 1 (gene scarb1). Gene Ontology annotation, biological process: cholesterol import; recognition of apoptotic cell; cholesterol efflux. NCBI's taxonomy places the organism in Eukaryota, Metazoa, Chordata, Actinopteri, Cyprinodontiformes, Cyprinodontidae. Bases 79 to 1569 code for a protein of 496 amino acids. The transcript has 12 exons. Gene Ontology annotation, molecular function: lipid binding; scavenger receptor activity; low-density lipoprotein particle binding. The record is from RefSeq and is a predicted model, not a curated record. Gene Ontology annotation, cellular component: cytoplasm; caveola.